This is a messenger RNA of Coregonus sp. 'balchen', 1440 nucleotides long. Lineage: Eukaryota; Metazoa; Chordata; Actinopteri; Salmoniformes; Salmonidae. The record is from the annotation of a GenBank genome assembly.
AUGAUGGGAGAUGUCCCUCCUCACUGUCGACCACUAUUGGGGGACAUAUCAGAGAAGUGUGAAGUUGUGAUACAAGGAAGAAAAAGUAGGAGGACAUUGACUUACCUACAAAGAUGAUUCCCAGCUUACAUGUAGUAAAUGUAAAAUGCCACAGCUUUUGGACUGGUUUCCCCCAAGAUUAACAGGCGGAGACUCCCCAAACCAAGGUAAAGGUCUACAGAAAGACAUCUUUUUGUUAUUCUGUAGUAUUAAAAUAAUAUCACAUCCCUCUGUAUCAUCCCCCUUCCUAAAGAUGUCUCCAAAGCUGGCCAACCCUCCAUACCCUUUACAAACGAACACCAGACCCCUCCACCGCCCCUCCACUUGAAAUUACCCAGCAGCCCCUGGGUCACUAUGCUGUGCCCAGGUUAAGGUCCAGUUCCACCUCAGCAGAACCCAGCACUCACCACCUCCAGAUGGGAGUAGCAUGUCUUACUGGUAUGGAAACCCCCCUUACAUGGUUUGCCUCAGAGACAGAGUGUAUGAUAUCUGUCCGGGGAAAGGUAUCAGAUCCUCAUGUUCCCCUUUCCCAUACUCAGGUGGCAGAGACAGGACAGGUCGGUUGGUGGUUGAGGUGUACGGAGACCAGGAAGGAUGGAGAUCUCCUUUAGUGUCUAGUCGGGAACUCUGCAAACUUCUGCUCUACCCUCCACUCUGUAAUCAGGUAUGUAUGAUCCCCCUGGGCUGGUCCCCCCUCUUCUGUAGCCUGAACCCUGGAUUGUAUUCUUAUUCAUUGUUUUCAUCUUCAUAAUUCUAGGAGAGAACUAAGAAACUUGGAAUGACCAGUUAUUGAUGCUCGUAAGAGUUCACCUCCACCACAGUUAAAUAAGGCCUUGUUGGUGGUUCAGGUAAGAAGACUUGACAUCUUCCUCGUCAUUUUGGAAAUCAGAAACUACACAACAUCACCACAAGGGUAGCCAGCUAUCAAAAUAAUUAUUCCUCCUAUGUCGAGAUCACAACUUAUUUAUCUCAGUUGUUUUGUCGAGAUCACAAGAUAACAAAGUACCACACAUCAUCCAUUAAUUUGUUCAGAGCACAUGGGGCAUGUCUCCCCAGGCUGCGGUGCUGCCCCAAGACCACAGCCAAAUCGCAUGCAAGGAACAGCACACUAACUUGGCUAGUCUGGGGGAGCUAGCUAGUUAUCUAGGUAUCUUGUUACUACUAUCUAGCAAGCUAGCGUGUUAUCUAUGCUUGUUGUUAGCUUGCAUAACUAUAUCUUUAUAAUUAUAAGGAACACUUCAUGUUUUGUGGAUAAUAUUUACAUUUACAGUGGGUGAGUUCCAUUCCUGACAGGCUGAUCAAUUCAAUAGCAGCCUCAGAAGCUGAUCAAUCAGACUGCAGCCUUGUGCUGUUUUUAUAUUUAAGGCCCCCUUGCAGACAGCCUCCAAGGCAGAAUCCUGA